Molecule: messenger RNA, 1803 nt
Organism: Schizophyllum commune H4-8
Lineage: Eukaryota; Fungi; Basidiomycota; Agaricomycetes; Agaricales; Schizophyllaceae
Exons: 6
Coding region: 1-1803 (600 amino acids)
Source: RefSeq, a predicted model, not a curated record
AUGACCGACAGGCAGACGACUGAGGAGCAGAUGCAUUCGCAAACGCGCUCUGUUUACGGUAACAACACCUCUAACUUGGAACGCGAGGACAUCGCGAGGUUGCCGGUCGACGCACCGAACGGUCUCGCGCACGAUAAUUCUGAGCGCACUCCCUCUGGAUGUCAACGAGAAUGGCGGGACUUUACCCAGCUCGCACCUGCGCUGUCUCAAAAUCCCAUAAUACGAUGGCCGUCUGUACAGGCGACUACACUAGCGCCAUUUCGUCCUGCUACGAAUGUCAACACUAAUUUGCUUGGCUGGGACGAGCGAUACACAAACCUCUGCGCAAAAACCUUCCUUGCAGCUGAUAGAGCACCGCACAUCGUGCGCGUUAUCGAAGCUGGAGAAGCGCGGGUGACGUACAAGGAAGCCAUCGACGGCUUGGAACAAGGCCUUGCAGUUUUGGUGAAGGGAGGUGCCUCCAAGCUAAAGCAGACAGGCUUAGACGAUGGAGGCGACGACGCGAUGACACCUGAGUUCUGGGGAAGAGAUUAUGCGGAUAGAGGAGGAUUUGGUGUGAAUGUGCACGUACGAAGAGAAUUCCAUGAUGCGCACGUCCGAGAUGUGCAAGCCCAAGAAGAACGAAAGACUGUAGCGGAGGUGGCGGCUCAGCAGGCAGGCAAAAGUGCGCGUAAACGCACGCGGGCCGCCGCAGAUCGUAUCGAAAAGCAGGCCGAGCCCUCGAAGGAGAGGAUACUUAUGAGUCUUCUCGACUUCUACUCGUGGAUAAAGGACCCGGCGGCGAGUCCUCGAUGCGUUCUCGACCUCCCGCCAGGAUUCCCAAGCCAUGACCCGCUCGUCGAUAUGCUAUCGGACGGUCACACAGAAGUCCGCACUCGCUCAUUUCGAUCUACGAUGCGUGGCUACCGUUGUCUUCCUGCAGACAUACUGAAUACGUACGACUGGGCGCUCGUUCACCAGCGAUGCUUUUUGACGAUGGCACACUACGACGCGAAUGGCCUCGGAACAUCGAUACAGGUCAAAGGGAAGGGAUACAAGUUUUGGAUCGUCUUGCGCUUCCCGCAACCGGACGACCCGUCGUUCGUGAAUCUUGUGGAACGAAUGCAGCAUAUGGUAGCGGGGGGCUCCGAGUUCGGGAUGUCACGCGACGACUUCCAAAUCCCUCAUGCGGACUGGGAGAUCCUCCCUGAGCAUGGUGCAAUCAUUGUACUGGAAGAGGGUGACCUGCUGUUGCAACCGCCAGGCAUUCCUCAUGUCGUGUUCACUCCCGUCCAUUGUGCGACAUCCGGAAAGCACUGGUGCUCGUACCACUUGCUCGCGCAGAUGGAGUUCACUCGCGCGUUCGAAACCGUCGCAAACACUCGCGGCACCAAUCACGAUCACAUUCUCAUCCAAGUCAUGCUCGUCUACAUGGCGGCCGCCCUUCCAGCGCGCGUGAGACAAGGUGAUAGCUUUCGCUAUAAGCCAAUGCUUGCGCUGUGUCUCAUGGUGCUAUGGCCGCAUCGCUAUAUCUCGAAAGCUGCAGCGGAACCAGCACAAGUAGCAGAGAACGAGCUAUCGGACGACGGUGCUGUGAUCAAGCGGUUCCUCAGGGGGUACGACAAGUGGAUGGGAAUCGACAUAGACUUUGAGGCUCACUCGGUAUGUGCAAGCAUGAUUAACAGCUUGGCGCCCCGCGCGCCUAAGGAGAACGAGAAAAAAUGGUACGAGCGUAUCAGGGACUACAAUACAGGAGAAGAUAAUUGGUUGUCACCCGGGGAGUACGUGGACUUAUCAUAUCUACUCGAUGAGCGCUCUACAUAG